GACAAGGAAAACACAAGGAGUUUGAGGCAGCACUGCGUAGACUUAGGGGAAAGGAUGCUGAUUUAUCAGCAGAGGCAGCCGAAAUUCAAGUACGUGAAAAAAUCUUAAUGUUUCGUUUUAAUUGAUAUGCCGUGAUGAAUAUGAAGAGGACGAGAUUGUAUAUACGACAGGGACAAUAUAGAAAGCAUUGGAGAGGCUUCCAAAAGCCAAACUGCUAGAUUUAUUUCAAAGGAGAUAUCUGAGUUCACUCAUGAUAGGAGUAGGGCUAAUGAUCUUCCAACAACUUGGAGGUAUCAAUGGGGUCAGUUUCUACACCAGCAGUAUCUUUGAGGCCGCGGGAUUCCCAGCUGACGUUGGAACCAUAAUCUACGCGGUUCUUCAGGUGAUAAUUACCGCGCUAGCUGCUACUUUUAUCGAUAGAGCAGGACGAAAGCCUCUUCUAAUAAUUUCUGGAUCAGGACUGUUCCUAGGUAGUCUGCUGAUAGGGAGCUCAUUCUAUGUGAAGGAGCGUGGACUAGCAUCUGAUGCAGCUCCAGUACUAGCUUUGAGUGGAAUAAUGGUGUACAUAGGGUCUUUCUCAGUUGGAAUGGGAGCAAUUCCAUGGGUGCUCAUGUCUGAGAUAUUCCCACUAAACAUCAAAGGAGCUGCUGGAAGCUUUGCCACACUAGUGAACUGGUCUGGUUCAUGGGCUUGUUCUUACACCUUCAAUUUCCUCAUGAGCUGGAGCACCUAUGGAUCUUUCAUGCUCUAUGCUACAGUGAAUGCACUUGCAGUUGUGUUUGUGAUUAAGGUAGUGCCUGAAACCAAAGGGAGAACUCUGGAGCAAAUACAGGCAGCAAUUAGCUCUUCGUAGAACAAUCCAGAACCUUCCUUUCCAUCUCAAUAUUUCUUGCAACCUUUGAAAGUUGAAAUGUUGCUGUCAGAAACCAAGAAUGGUUUAAUAAACUGCAAAGAUCGAUGUGCAUGGCUAGUUAUGGAGAAAGGAAGAAUCAGCAAAUUCUUUUGCUCUAUAAACAAGUGAUUUUUGUGAUUGAAUCAUAAGAGACUUCAAAGGUCUCUGAAUCAUACAGUUUAGUUACCAAUGGAAUUUGAUUUCUCUUUCAAAAAAAUUUAACAAUUAGUUAUAAAUUAAAAGGCUUGUUUACAAAUGA
Messenger RNA from Salvia miltiorrhiza (redroot sage), 1151 nucleotides. Its product is annotated as sugar transporter ERD6-like 7. The transcript has 9 exons. Gene Ontology annotation, cellular component: membrane. Bases 251 to 853 code for a protein of 200 amino acids. Lineage: Eukaryota; Viridiplantae; Streptophyta; Magnoliopsida; Lamiales; Lamiaceae. Gene Ontology annotation, biological process: transmembrane transport. The record is from RefSeq and is a predicted model, not a curated record. Gene Ontology annotation, molecular function: transmembrane transporter activity.